Molecule: messenger RNA, 1623 nt
Organism: Pleurotus ostreatus (oyster mushroom)
Lineage: Eukaryota; Fungi; Basidiomycota; Agaricomycetes; Agaricales; Pleurotaceae
Exons: 1
Coding region: 1-1623 (540 amino acids)
Molecular function (GO): protein binding
Source: RefSeq, a predicted model, not a curated record
AUGGCGCGUCCUGAACAACCUAUGAUCCCGCCAUCGUUCUUUAGCGGCUCACCUAACCUAGGGGAAGUCGACGCGAAGAUACAAGUUUUCAAGCACCAGAUCAACCUAAUACAGGGAGAAAUCCGACGCCUCGAAGAAUACAAGAACACCCGAUUGCUCACCGUAUCCAAACUUCCGCCUGAAGUCUUGUCGAUGAUCUUCGAGUCGCUCGCAUUCUCGGUUCCUCAUGAUUCGUACUCCAUUCGCUAUGCCUAUGGGCACCUUCUUCCCGCCACACAGGUGUGUCGCCCGUGGCGUCAGGUAGCGCUCGAAUCACCUCGAAUCUGGGGCUACAUCUUUGGAUUCGCUUCACCUCGCAUCGUCGAGCUUUUCCUAGAACGCGCUAAAUCUGCGCCACUGUACUUGCUCGCCCCCAUAUAUUACACAAACGAGAAAACCUUGCUGGCUGUCCUUAAUCACCUCGACAGAUUGAAAGAAAUCAAUUUGUCAUGCAAGCCGGAAUGGGUCAAACGGAUCAUAUCUGAGCCAACUCCCCAACUUGAAGUCAUAACACUAAAAAUGGCAUCCCGUUCCUCCUCAGAUGCGCUCCAGUUCCCCGCCGAUGCGUUCCCAGCAUUGCGGCAUCUGUCCUUGACGGACUAUACCCUCCAAACACCCACGGCAUCUCUCAUCAACCUCCGCACUCUCAUGAUAAAGUCUCAUCGAUACGGAGGGAAACUCUCUGGCACUGAUACCGUUGACUUGUUUACCAUGCUGAAUGAUCUCUCCCUCCUGUCAUCCCUCACUCUAAUUCAUACACUUGCGCCGCUGCAUGGACCCGUACCCCCGCUGUCCGUCAAUCUCCCAAGCUUGACCCACCUGUCUAUUCAGGACGACGACAUUUCAAACCUAGGAAUGGUGUCCUGUAUCGUAGCACCCCUCAUUAAAACCAUACAGCUCAUCCAUUCUGGUCAAGCCGACGUCGAGAUUGCCACCCCUGUCAUUGCCGCCAUAUACUCGAAACUUCCCAACGUCCCCCACUCCCACUCCGCAUUCAUGCUGCACGCCACCCAGUAUUCCGAUAGCCAUGCUCACGUAAGAAUGUGGGCAGGUCGUACCACGCAAGAGCGAGAAUCGGAUACUGCAUUCUUCGAUCUGAAAGUCUUCGGCACAGGAGAUCUGCAGACAGAGGGCGCGGUCUUGACGCUUUGCCCAUCUAAUGACAUACCUCCCGUCUUACAUCUUCAUUCUGAUGUAGAAUCGUUCAACGACGAUUCCCUUGAUACCCAGCGAGAAAGGAUCCUCCGCCGGCUGAAAGACGUCACCGUACUUCAUUCUCACCGUCUGAUUGACAUAACCCUUGUCCUUUGUGAUACACCCGCAAAGCGAAGACAAGCUAGAUCCCUCCCAUCGCUGAAGACGAUCAUUCUCAAUGGAUCGCGGGGCAUCAAAUACAAGCAGAGGGUGUUGACUCGCUUGAUGAAACAACUCGAGGCCAGAAGGGCACUGGGAACUGGAGUCGAGACGUGGCAACUUCGUCCCAACCAGCUAUCGCCCAGCGAUAUUGAACAAUUCGAAGACAUCAUCGAUAUUCAAGUGGUAGAAGCUGAAGUCUCCGCGUUCAAGGAGGAUAGAUAUUAUUGA